Messenger RNA from Aureobasidium musti, 1239 nucleotides. Lineage: Eukaryota; Fungi; Ascomycota; Dothideomycetes; Dothideales; Saccotheciaceae. The record is from the annotation of a GenBank genome assembly.
AUGACAGGCCGCGCUGAAGUCGUCAGCAGCGACGAUGAUGUGCGAAGACCGCUGCUGUCGCGCAGCAACACCAACGACAUAGACCUGGACAUGGCAACUCUCAACACACGGCCUAGCCAUGAGAAAUGGCGGCGCGUGGUUGGUCUGCUAUUGCUAUUCACGACCGUCAUUCUGUGGACCGCCUCUAACUUUAUGGCUUCCCCCUAUCUCGUCACUUACGUUAACACCGCUUGCUUCAUCAUACCGCUCUUGCCCAUCGUCGUGCGACGCCUAUACCUAAGCGGCUCCCUUAAGACGCCGAGAUACGCUGCUGUGCCCCAGGACCACGACGAGGAUGUAUAUACACAAGAGCACACCAGUGAUUCUACAUCACAAAAACAUACGGCCAUCAACGAUGCUCAAGCCGUCGCUCCCCUGUCUCUCGGCGAAACCGCUCGUCUGAGUCUGGAGUUCUGCAUGCUCUGGUUCCUGGCCAACUACUUUGUCGCUGCUUGUCUUGAACACACGACUGUCGCUUCGUCCACCAUUCUUACAUCGACGAGCAGCAUCUUUACUCUACUUCUGGGAUGUGCUGUCGGCGUCGAGAUCUUUACCCUACGCAAGCUGCUCGGUGUUCUCGCUUCCUUGCUUGGAGUCGUUCUCAUCUCCUCUGUUGACCUCUUUGGCAACAACGAUAAUGGCCGUGGCCUGUUCCCUCACAAAUCUGCACGCCAAGUUGCACUAGGCGACGCAAUGGCUUUGCUGUCUGCGGUCUUGUACGGUAUCUAUGCCGUACUCAUGAAGAAACGCAUCGGAGACGAGCGUAGAAUAAGCAUGCCCGUUUUCUUUGGCCUUGUGGGUCUCUUCAAUGUGCUGCUUCUCUGGCCUGGGUUUUUGAUCUUGCACUUUACUGGUGUAGAACCUUUCGAGUUGCCUCCGACUUCGAGGGUCACGACAAUUAUCCUCGUCAACUCAUUCAGCUCUUUGCUCUCUGAUAUUGCAUGGGCAUACGCUGUUCUACUCCNNACUUCACCAAUCGUCGUCACAGUAGGCCUCUCGACCACAAUCCCACUCUCCCUGAUUGGGCAACUCCUCAUCAACAACCAAACCUCGCCUGCAAUCUACUGGCUGGGCGCCUGUGUCGUUGUUUUGUCUUUUGUGUUUGUCAACCACGAAGAAGCUCAAGAUGAGGCUGCUCAAGAUCAACGCAUUCUAGAACAAGCAUCGUCGAGUAGAGAGGUCCUGCAUGAGGACGCAUGA